Molecule: messenger RNA, 3907 nt
Organism: Lotus japonicus
Lineage: Eukaryota; Viridiplantae; Streptophyta; Magnoliopsida; Fabales; Fabaceae
Exons: 2
Coding region: 2398-3834 (478 amino acids)
Biological process (GO): DNA repair; telomere maintenance
Molecular function (GO): DNA helicase activity
Source: RefSeq, a predicted model, not a curated record
AGCUAAUAAGUUUGAAGAAGAAAUGGACAACGAAAUUCACGAAUUGGACAAGAAGAAUGGACCUCUUGGUGGUGAUAGUCACGAAUUGAAGUAGGAGUGGUGGGCUUCAUGUGAUUGGUGCCGUGAAGAGGAAGGAGUGUUGGGGCUUGCAACCAGUGGUGGGUGUCAAUCUACUUUUUCCUCAAUCUGAUUAUGGGGACCUAAGGUUUUCCUGGGUUCAGACUUCAAACACGACCCACCUUCUUCCCUUCUUUUUCUUCGAUUUUGUAUGAUUUAUGGGUUUGGGCUUUGGGGUUUGGAUCUGGGGUUUGUGGGGGGUUCUGGGUUGGUGGUGGCGUGGGUUCUGGGUGGUGGUGGUGGGGGUUUUGGGUUGGGAGUGGAAUCUGGGGGCUGGCAUGGGGAGAGGUAGGUGAUGGAGGUGGAUUGAGUUCAGGGUUGGUGAUGAACAAGUCGAUGAUGGUGGACUGGUGGUGGGUGGGUCGGGAGUGGGUUUGUGAUUCUUAUUUUCAUUUUUGGUGUUCUUGUUAUUGAUAUGCGAUGGCUUCUUUGGGUUCUGUUUCUCUGUUCCAAAUUCUUAUUUUCAUUUUGGGUUCUUGUUAUUGUUCAUGCUUCUGAUUCUUUGGUUAUGUCUUGUUCUUCUUUGCAAUUGCAUCACAGUAGAAUGCAAAUUGCAUUGUUGUUCCCCUUCCUGGGUGGUGGUAUGCAAAUUCUUAUUUUCAUUUUUGUGGAUUCUUUCUUUUCUUUUCUUGCUGUAACAGUUCUUGUUCUGGUUUGGGCAACCUAUUUGUGCCACUUUAUUGUUUUCCAGCAUUUGAUUUCAACUGGGGCUGGGAGAUUGCAAGCAUUUGCUUUAUCUUUACACUACAAAGUAUCAAAUUUGAUGCACUAUUAUAAAGAUUUGAGUUUUAUUUUCUGAGGAUUAGAGUUAUGAAGAUCAUGAAGAUUUGAUUAGGGAUUGAAGUUAAAAAAUUUAGGACUAAAAUUAAAGAUUUGAUUAAGAAUUGAAGUUAAAUAAAUUAAGUUUUUUAUUUUUAGAAUUUUCAAUAAUUUUUUUAAUUAAUUAGUUUUUUUAAUUUAAAAGAAAAAUAAAUCCCAAGCUGACGUGGCGAUGCCACAUGGGCCACUGGAGCUCCGGCGUUGACCAAGAGCUCCGGAGGGAUGAAAACCAAACCUUUUGGCAAAGGUUAGGGACUAAAGCCCACCUUUGCUUCGGCAAGGGACGAAAACCAUACAUAUGGUAAAGGUUAGGGACCAAAAACUUAUUUAAGCCUACAUAAUGUGAAUACAGAUCCUAGACGUGAUCACAUUUCAUUGCGUGAAUGGGUAGUUUACAGACUUUUUGAAAGGCAAUUUGAGUGCAAGAGAAUAUUCCUUUCUAGAAGAUUAUUCCAACAGUUUGUUGUUGAUUGCUAUUCAAUGAUUGAGUCUCAGAGAUUGUACUAUAUCCGUAACAAUCAAUCAACUAUCAGGAGACACUUCUUCGAAGGAAUCGAGGAAGCAAUGAAUCGUGGUGAUACCAAUUUAUCAACUGUUGGAUCUAAGGUCUACCUCCCCGCAUCUUUCAAGAGUGGUAAGCGGUUCACGUUCGAAAAUUGUCAAGAUGCCAUGGCUAUUUGCAGAAAAUAUGGCUAUCCUGAUUUGUUCUUGACAAUGACAUGUAAUCCUAAAUGGCCUGAAAUUGACCGCCAUGUUUUUGCAUGUGGAUUAACUGCUUCAGAUCGACCAGAUAUAGCCUGUCGUGUUUUCAAUAUGAAAUUAAAUCAGUUCAUUGUUGAUCUAAAGAAUGGUUACUUCUUUGGCAAAGCUGUAGCAGGUACGUUUUAUGUUUUAGUUAUAUUGUAGUCAAUUUUAAAUUUAUAUUUUACAACUCUAUAAGCAACAAAUAAAUCAUUUGUUAUGGUCAUGGUACUAAUUUUAGGAACAUAUACCAUUGAGUUUCAAAAAAGAGGAUUGUCGCAUGCCCAUAUUCUUUUGUGGCUUAGUGUGGAAAAUAAGUUGCAGUCUCCCAAUAUGAUCGAUUCGGUUAUUUGUGCUGAAUUACCUGAUCCUCUUCUCUUCCCUGAAUUGUUUGAGUGUGUAUCAAACUAUAUGGUACAUGGUCCAUGUGGGUUGAGCAACAGAAAUUCUCCUUGCAUGAAGAAUGGCAAAUGCUCUAAAUUCUUCCCAAAACCCUUUACAUCAACAACAUCUUUUGAUGCUGAUGGUUAUCCAAUAUAUAGAAGGAGAGAUACUAAAGUCACAACCAUUAGGAAAGGUGUUCCGUUGGAUAAUAGAUUUGUUGUUCCCUAUAAUCCAAAAUUGUUGAUGAAAUACCGUGCACAUAUCAACAUUGAGUAACAAAUCUAACUCCAUCAAAUACUUAUUUAAAUACAUUAACAAAGGAGUUGACAGGUUACAAUGUCAAUAUCUGCUCAACCAACGGGGAAGGAUAAGAUUGAAGAUUUGGAUGAGAUUAAACAAUAUUAUGAUUGCAGAUAUCUUUCACCAUGUGAAGCUUUAUGGAGGUUAUAUUCAUUUGAAAUCCAUGCCAAGUGGCCACCUGUCAAAAGACUCAUCUACCACUUGCCUAAAAAACAAGUCGUCUUAUUUAGGGAACAACAAUCUAUUAAGAAUGUUCUUCAGAGAAACAAAUUGAAAAAUAGCAUGUUCACUGGUUGGAUGGCAGCAAAUGCUAAAUAUCCCGAUGGGUUGGGUUUAACAUAUGCGGAUUUUCCAUCAGCAUUGGUACUUGAUGAAAAAAAGAAAGAAUGGCAACCAAGGCAACAAGGAUUUUCUAUUGGUAGAAUGAACUUUGUUGCUCCAGGAUGUGGUGAAUUGUACUACAUGCGACUUCUAUUGACUUCUCAACGUGGUUGUUCAAGUUAUGAAGAAUUGAGGACACACAAUAAUCAUACCUAUGAUACCUUCCGAGAUACAUGUGAUGCAAUGGGUUUGUUAAAAGAUGAUCGUGAAUUCAUUGAUGCCAUACAUAAUGUAGCGACACUUUCAUCUGGUGCAAUUGUCAGGAACUUAUUUGUUUCAUACUUACUUGGAAACACACUAAGUAAUCCUUUGAAUGUCUGGAAUAAAACUUGGCAUGAACUUGCUGACGGAAUUCAGUACGAUCUGCGAAAAACUCAUCACAAACCAGAUUUGGUUAUUGAAGAACACCAGCUUAAGGACCUUUGUUUAAUGGAGAUGGAGAAAAUUUUGAUGGUUAAUGGGAAGUCUCUUAAGGAUUACUCUGGCAUGCCCUGUGUUAAAUCAACCACAAUAAAUGAGUACGGCAAUAUAUUGCUACUCAAUGAACUCAACUUUGAUGUCGUAGAGAUGAGUCGGUUACAUGAUGAAUGCUUUCUCAGAUUAAACGCAGGUCAGUCAAAAGUUUAUGAGGAAAUUAUGAAUGUUGUCAAUGUUGCAAAUGGUGGUUUUUUCUUUGUAUAUGGAUAUGGAGGAACAGGCAAAACUUUUCUAUGGAAGACACUGACAUAUAAACUUAGGUCAGAGAAAAAGAUUAUACUCAAUGUAGCAUCAAGUGGAAUAGCAUCUCUUUUACUCCCAGGUGGCCGAACGGUACAUUCAUUAUUUUCUAUUCCUCUUUCUUUAAAUGAGGAUUCCUGUUGCGGUAUACCACUAGGAAGUCCAAAAGCUGAAUUGUUACAACUUGCUAGCCUAAUCAUUUGGGAUGAGGCACCAAUGGUUAGUCGUUAUGCUUUUGAGGCUUUAGAUAGGACUUUUAGGGAUAUUAUGAGGUUCAAAAUUGAAGGUGGUUCUGAAAAACCAUUUGGUGGAAAGGUUGUUGUUUUAGGUGGUGAUUUUAGACAGAUUCUACCUGUGAUUCCCAAAGGAAGGUGAGCAGAGAUAGUUAUGUCAACCAUUAACUCAUCCAGGCUAUGGAGAUUUUGCAAGGUUCUAACUUUAACUGAGA